GGGGCGCAUGCGCAGUGCGGCGCUGGCUGUGUCUGUGUCCCCGGGUCCCUCCCGUGUGUCCCGGUUCCCGGGUCCCUCCCUCCCGGUGCCGGCUCUCCCCCCAGCCAAGCGGAUGUGCUUCAGGAAGAGACCGGGCUCCACUGCUGCCCAAAUCUCCGCAGGAGGAAGAAAUGGAGACAAAGGGGCAGAAUGAGCCAUAAAGUUCCCAAAAGAACAGGAAGUGACAGGCGCGUGUUGCUUAUUAGAGGAAGGAGCAGAGGAACUUUCUCAAGAGCUUGCAAUUGACGAGGAGCGCCAGCAGAAUAUGCAUUGUGCCUAUGUAAAAGGGAGGAAACGGCAUUGUAUGUAUUGCUCAUGAGAUGUACACAGGGCCUGACCCCAGUGAGUCUCCCAUGUCACGGUAUGACAGGACCCAGCCAACCCGGAACCACCGGACCAACCCUUGCUGCCUCUGCUGGUGUUGCUGCUGCAGCUGUUCCUGGAAUGAGGACCGCAAUAGACUUCGGAGGCUGUCUCGAGACACCAAGUUGGAGAUCGUCGCUCACUGUGAGGUCUGCACAAAGCCGUCCUCAGAAGAGAUAUACACCUGGGGCCACUCCUUCGAGAAGCUGAUGAAGAACCCGGCCGGGCGCAAUGUGUUCCGCGAGUUUCUGCGCACCGAGUACAGCGAGGAGAACAUGCUCUUCUGGCUGGCCUGCGAGGAGCUGAAGAAGGACAACAGCAAGCAUUUUGUGGAAGAGAAGGCGCGCAUGAUCUAUGAGGAUUACAUCUCCAUCUUGUCUCCCAAGGAGGUCAGCCUGGAUUCUCGAGUCAGAGAGGUGAUCAACCGGCGGAUGCAGGAGCCCAACCCCCAGACCUUCGACGACGCCCAGCUGCAGAUAUACACCUUGAUGCACAGAGACUCCUACCCCCGAUUCCUCAACUCGGCCAUUUACAAAUCGCUCCUGCAGAACAUUUCUCGCUCCAGCUCAGAGUCGUAGGUGUGGGGCCCGGGUUGCGGGGCUUUCCGAGACGGAUAACUGAAAAACGCACAUUUUUUUUUAUGUACAAGAGGAAGGGGGGGAGGGGAUGAAGAGGACAACUGGAGCACGGAUCCUGCCCACUCUCUCUCUCCCCCUCCAAUCAGCUUCAGGGGCCCGUCCCACGCGGUGUAACAGACUUUCAAAAGGGUGGUCCAUUUGCUCUUGUGGCAUUAAGAAGAACGUGGAGGGGGGGGGGGGAGGAGCGUUUUGACCUCAUACCCCGCCCAGUCUCCCUCCCCCUUGAAGAAGAGAGGGGGCGAUAGGUACUGUAUUGGGGGAUUUAACCUCAGGACAUGAAUACUACUGAAUUCCCCGGGGGGGG
This is a messenger RNA of Rana temporaria (common frog), 1344 nucleotides long. RefSeq names its product regulator of G protein signaling 19 (gene RGS19). The record is from RefSeq and is a predicted model, not a curated record. The coding region runs from base 360 to 980 and encodes 206 amino acids. The transcript is spliced from 6 exons. Lineage: Eukaryota; Metazoa; Chordata; Amphibia; Anura; Ranidae.